This is a messenger RNA of Plasmodium adleri (nom. inval.), 1140 nucleotides long. Its product is annotated as circumsporozoite (CS) protein. Bases 1 to 1140 code for a protein of 379 amino acids. Gene Ontology annotation, cellular component: cell surface. The transcript has a single exon. The record is from RefSeq and is a predicted model, not a curated record. Lineage: Eukaryota; Apicomplexa; Aconoidasida; Haemosporida; Plasmodiidae.
AUGAGAAACUUAGCUAUUUUAUCAGUUUCAUCCUUUUUAUUUGUUGAGGCUUUAUUCCAGGAAUACCAGUGCUAUGGAAGUUCUUCAAACACAAGGGUUCUAAAUGAAUUAAAUUAUGAUAAUGCAGGUACAAAUUUAUAUAAUGAAUUAGAAAUGAAUUAUUAUGGAAAACAGGAAAAUAGGUAUAGCCUUAAAAACAGUAGUAGAUUACUUGGAGAAAAUGAUGAUGUAGAUAAUGAUGAUGAAAAGGUAGUUGUUGAUGAAGAUAAAGAAGAACCUAAGGGUGAUGAAAAAGAAAAGGAUAAAGACGAAAAAAAUGAAAAUGAUGAAGAUAAAAGAAAAUUAAAAAAAGAAAAAAAUAAUAAGUUAAGACAACCAGCAGGGGAUGAUAAUGUAGAUCCUAAUGCAAACCCAAAUGCAAACCCAAAUGCAAACCCAAAUGCAGAUCCUAAUGCAAACCCAAAUGCAAACCCUAAUGCAAACCCAAAUGCAAACCCCAAUGUAGAUCCUAAUGCAAACCCUAAUGCAAACCCCAAUGCAAACCCAAAUGCAAACCCAAAUGCAAACCCCAAUGUAGAUCCUAAUGCAAACCCUAAUGCAAACCCAAAUGCAAACCCCAAUGUAGAUCCUAAUGCAAACCCUAAUGCGAACCCAAAUGCAAACCCCAAUGUAGAUCCUAAUGCAAACCCUAAUGCAAACCCUAAUGCAAACCCAAAUGCAAAUCCAAAUGCAAACCCAAAUGCAAACCCAAAUGCAAAUCCUAAUAAAAACAAUCAAGCUAAUGCAAAAGAUCAAAAUAAGCCAAAUGAUCAAAUAGGAAAUAAAGAUGAAAAAGCUAAUGCCAACAAUGAUGGAAGAAAUAAUAAUAACGAAGAACCAUCUGAUAAGAACAUAGAAGAUUAUAUAAAGAAAAUACACAAUUCUCUUUCAACUGAAUGGUCUCCAUGUAGUGUAACAUGUGGAAAUGGUAUACAAGUUAGAAUAAAGCCUGGUUCUGCUGGUAAACCUAAAGACCAAUUAGACUAUGAAAAUGACCUUGAAAAGAAAAUUUGUAAAAUGGAAAAAUGUUCCAGUGUGUUCAAUGUUGUAAAUAGUUCAAUAGGAUUAAUAAUGGUAUUAUCCUUCUUGUUCCUUAAUUAG